UGGUUAAAUAAAGUGACAUACGAGAUCUAUGUUCAGUCGAGAAAGAAACUUCAAUGUGAUAUCAUUCUUUCUUUCUCUCUCUCUCUCUCUCCCUCUCUUUUCAUUUUUCGAUUUAACGAAAUUAGUUAUUGAAAAUAUAAGCAAUAAUGGAACGCUGGGCUGGUAAAAUAGCUGUAGUUACUGGUGCUUCCAGUGGAAUGGGAUUAGCAAUAGCGAAAGCUCUUGUACAAAAUGAAGUAAUCGUGAUCGGAUUUGCUAGAAGAAAAAGUAAAAUGCAGAACGAGAUGCAGAAUGUUAAGGCAAAAGGUAAAGGAAAGUUCUAUGCAUGCGAGUGUGAUGUCACCAAGCCCGAAAGUAUCGAACAAGCCUUCCAAUGGGUUAAAAAUACUUUUGGAAUAGUUCAUAUCCUUGUGAAUAAUGCUGGGGUCUCGACAAAUGCCAAAUUUAUGGAUUCAUCUAGAUCUGAUUGGAAAAGAUUAUUUGAUGUGAAUGUAUUAGGAUAUAUCGAUUGUACUAAACGUGCCGCUAGAAUAAUGUUAGAUUCUGAUGUGGAAGGUUACAUUAUUAACAUGAACAGUAUCGCAGGACACUAUCUAGAUACUUUCCCAGAUUGUAGUCUUAACUUUUACCCAGCAUCCAAAUUUGCUUCCGUUGCUGCUACUGAGAUCACACAAAAGGAAUUACAUGGUAGUAAAAUUCGUGUAACGAGUAUCAGUCCAGGAUUAGUAUCUACAGAAAUCUUUGAUGCCAAUAACUUUAAUGUAAAAUCUCUCAUGGAUUUACCAGCAUUGGAAGCUGAAGACAUCGCAAAUGCUGUUAUUUAUGUAAUUGGAACUCCGCAACGCGUUCAUAUUACUGAAUUGAUUAUUAGACCUCUUGGAGAAGUUCAAUAUUAGUGCUAAACAUGAACAAGUAUAAUAUUUUUAAUAAGUAUUAUAUUAUUAUUAUUUUCGUAAGAAUACAAUAAUAGUAUAUUUUUAGUAAUGUAAAAAUUGAUUAAAAAUUGUGUUAAAAAUUAAGUUUUUCGACUAUUAACUACAUUGUAUAGCAAUAUUGGUACUACUAUUUAUUUUCAAAGAAAUGUUCGUAAGGUAGAGAGCAUUAUUCCAGUUGUAGAGAAUUUACGAGCAAUUGUGUACUAAAAUUAUUAAUUUUUAUUUAGGAUAUCGUCAAUUGUGUGUCGUAUAAAUACACAUAUGACAUUGUAUGUCGAAUAAAUAACAUAAAACAUGAUUAUUAA
This is a messenger RNA of Vespula pensylvanica (western yellowjacket), 1240 nucleotides long. RefSeq names its product farnesol dehydrogenase-like. Lineage: Eukaryota; Metazoa; Arthropoda; Insecta; Hymenoptera; Vespidae. The transcript has 5 exons. The record is from RefSeq and is a predicted model, not a curated record. The coding region runs from base 147 to 896 and encodes 249 amino acids.